Molecule: messenger RNA, 729 nt
Organism: Rotaria sp. Silwood2
Lineage: Eukaryota; Metazoa; Rotifera; Eurotatoria; Philodinida; Philodinidae
Source: the annotation of a GenBank genome assembly
AUGUCGAGCCUCAUCGGUGGUAUCGCGGCGUUUCUCAUCGAAACCCCUGACAGUUCUGUUUUAUUGGCGCUUCGCAACGUCAAUUAUGAAUUAUAUCAAAGAGUGCUCAACGAAAUCGACAAUGAUCAAACCCGCGAUCUGUUCAAUUCUCCUGGACGAGUAAAAAUUGAACCAGGAUUUGUACCACAAAAAUGGAUUCUUCAACAACAUUCCGUCAAGAUCUUUCUGAGUCAUUGUGGAAUGGGUUCAAUUAUUGAGGCACUGUAUUACGAGAAAUCAAUUCUUUGUAUGCCAUUUAAUAUGGAUCAAUUUGCUAAUGCAGUUGCUAUCGAUCGUCGCGGUGUUGGACUUUCGUUAUUCAUUCCGAACUUGUCACGAUGGGAAUCACUAAUUACUCCAUAUGAUUAUCGGCAUUAUACUUUUACCUCGAAUGAUGUUCAAGAGAAACUGUUGAAACUUUGGUUGAAUAUCACCUAUCAACAAGAAGUUAAGCAAAUGCACCUAGAAAUGAAACAUGCCGGAGGUGUCAAGAGAGCAGUGGAAGAAAUUGAAUUUUUUGUGCAAUUGAAUGGCAGUUUCGAUCGCUUCAUCCCUUUUCAAGAUACAUUGCCAUUUUAUCAACGAUAUCUUCUUGAUAUAUUCGUCGUUUUUGUUGUUCUACCUGGAAUAUCUAUUCUCUUUAUUAUUGUAAAAUGUUGCCAAAGACGACGAAAACAAAAGACUGAAUAG